UACACUACUGUAGGAAGUAGAACAAGUGCACUUCCGGGACACAAGAAGAGAAAAUGGCUGCUUCUGCGUUGGGAUGUGAGCAUUAUAUACGCAGCUGUUUACUAAAAGCUCCUUGCUGCAGUAAAUUGUAUGUCUGUCGUCUUUGUCACGAUGCUAAAGAAAAUCAUCAGAUGGAUCGUUUUAAGGUGAAGGAAGUAGAAUGCUCCAUAUGCAACAAGGCCCAGAAGGCACAACAGACUUGUGAAGGCUGCAAAAUAAAGUUUGGUGAAUAUUAUUGUGAUAUAUGCCACCUUUUUGACAAAGACAAAAAGCAAUAUCACUGUGAACAGUGUGGAAUUUGUAGGAUUGGCCCCAAAGAAAAGUACUUUCACUGUGUGAAGUGUAAUUUGUGCUUAGCCAGUGAUCUACAAGGAAACCAUAAGUGUGUUGAAAAUGUGUCCCGGCAAAACUGCCCUGUUUGUAUGGAGGAUAUUCACACAUCACGGAUAGGUGCACAGGUUUUACCCUGUGGUCACCUUCUUCACAAAACAUGUUUUAAAGAAAUGUGUAAGACGGGAGCAUAUAGAUGUCCUCUGUGUAUGCAUUCAGCUUGGGACAUGGCAUCUGACUGGGAGGAACUGGACAAAGAAAUAUCCCUGACUCCGAUGCCAGCUGAAUAUCAAAAUUCAACUGUAAAGAUUCUGUGUAAUGACUGCCAGACACAUUGCACUGUACAGUUCCAUGUGCUGGGAAUGAAGUGUAGUGGUUGUGGAUCCUAUAAUACAGCUCAGGAUGGAGGAUUGAUUAAUCAAGAGCCACAAGAAUGAUGAAAACAUGUUAAAUUGUAUGUUUUUUUUUUUCUUUUUCCAACAGCAAUCACAUUUAAAAAUAAAAAUAUAGUUAGCUAAUCAGAAUUGCAAUGCCUUGCCAAAAAAUAAAACCAUAUUAAUAAUGUGUUAUAUCUGCAGUAAGGAAAAGUUAAAAUGUGUAUCUGCCAUACUAGAAAUACUGAUCAUCACUUGUAUUCAGAAAAAGGCUCAACUACCACUUAUGUUUUGUCAUCUUGAUACAUGUGUGCAAAUACCUGGCAACAGGUAUGUAAUGAAGGUAGCUUUAUUUAGUUGAUAAGAACAUUAAAACAGGCUUUUGACAUUA
This is a messenger RNA of Polyodon spathula (Mississippi paddlefish), 1134 nucleotides long. It is a transcript of the gene rchy1, whose product is annotated as ring finger and CHY zinc finger domain containing 1. The coding region runs from base 54 to 806 and encodes 250 amino acids. Lineage: Eukaryota; Metazoa; Chordata; Actinopteri; Acipenseriformes; Polyodontidae. Gene Ontology annotation, biological process: protein ubiquitination; ubiquitin-dependent protein catabolic process. The record is from RefSeq and is a predicted model, not a curated record. Gene Ontology annotation, molecular function: ubiquitin protein ligase activity; zinc ion binding. Gene Ontology annotation, cellular component: nucleus. The transcript is spliced from 9 exons.